AUACAAGUUUAAAAGAUGGUUUAUUUCACGAGUACAAGAAACAUGGGAAAGUGACGAUGGUCAAAGUCAUCGGACAAGGGACGGACCGCUAUGCAGUCGUUUGUUUUAAAAAGCCGGAGGACGUGGACAAGGCCCUUGAGGUGUCCAAGGACAAGCUGUUCUUCGGCUGCAAGAUCGAGGUGACGGCCCACGAAGGCCUGGACGCCGAGGACAACGAGUUCAGGCCGCUGGAGGCGGAGCUGGAUGAGUACCACCCCAAGGCCACCAGGACGCUCUUCAUCGGGAACCUGGAGAAGGACAUCACCACCAAUGAGCUCAGGAAACACUUCGACCAGUUCGGGGAAAUCAUCGAAAUCGACAUCAAGAAGCAGGGCUCCGCCACCUCCUAUGCGUUCAUCCAGUACUCAGACAUCGCCAGCGUGGUGAAGGCGAUGCGUAAACUGGACGGCGAGAACCUGGGUGCCAACCGGAUCAAGCUGGGCUUCGGCAAGAGCAUGCCCACCAACUGCGUGUGGCUGGACGGCAUCGUGGACACCAUCUCGGACAAGUUCCUCUCUCGCCACUUCAGCCGCUUCGGCGGGGUCACCUACACGGCCAUCGACAGGGAGAAGGGGCACGCCCUGGUCUUCUACGAGGCCGUGGAGUUCGCCCAGAUCGGAGUGUCCGAGAUGAGGGGCAGGAUCCUGCAGGGAAAGAAGUUGCAGGUGGACUUUGCCAGCAGAGAGUGCCAGACGACUUUCUUCGACAAGCUGGAGAUGACGGGUCAGAUGGUCCCCGGCGACGGCACGCGGCCCUGGGAGCGACGAGAGAGGCGGGGCCCCGAGUUCGAAGUCCUGAGGAGCGAUGAUCGGGAGCCGAGGGUCGGUUUCGAGAACCGCGUCUAUCCGAGGUACGAGGGCCAGACCAGGCCGGGGAGGGGCAAUUUCCGAGGGCAGCGCGCCGGCUUCCCCGGCCGGGGGAGGGGACAGAACUUCCCCAACCGCUACGAGGUGUACCACGACGAGUUUGGUGAGCGGAGGCACAGGUAUAACUCACGAGACGAAAGCACGGGAGAGGUGCCCCUGUUCGACGGGAAAAUCGAGCGGGUGAAGUACGGAGAGACGACGGACUGUCCGAACCGCAAGCGGAACAAACUGCGCAACAGCAUCAGCGACCAGGAGAGCCAUCCGAGCCAGUCCCCGCCGAGAUCCCGCCACCAGAGCCGGAGCACGAGCCCUGUCUCGAAGGAAAGGAAAUCGCUGAAGGACAGGGUGCAGCACAGGACGAAGAGCCCCGGGAGCCAGAACUCCUCCCUGGUCAGCAGCCCCUGCAGGGAGAGCAUCUCGGACGACAUAGAACUCAACUCCGACUACAGGGACUCUCGCGUCAAGAGCUCGGACUCUAAGGCAGACGACGCUCUGACGGACGCUUCCUACGCCUCCCCCCGCAGCGGCUCCGAGAAAGACGGACCGGAAAAGUUCCCCUCGAAACUGGAAUGCGACUCCUUCAGAUCUCGAAACUCCGUCGACUCCGAGACGGCGGACGAGGCCGAGGGGCUCGGACAGUCGGAGAGGAAGAAGCGCCUGCUGGGUUCCGCCAACAUCAAGGCCACGAAGGAGCUGAGCGUGCUGAUUUCCAAGUCGCUCUCCGACAAGGCCAAGCUGAAAAUUCCUGCCAACCUCCUGAAGGGCCGAGUGAACUGCCUGGUCGAGGGUUCCGUCGACGACUUCAGGAACAGCUUGGACGGUGUCGAUUCUGAACAGGAAUGUGCUAAAGACAAACUGCACCAGGGUGAAAACACGAAUACCGAACUGAAGUAUCUGCAAAAGAAACAAGUACAACUCCUGCAUCUGUUAGAACAGCUGCACGACAAUGUGAACUUGAGUGAUACCGAAGGCUCCAUAGAUGGAGAUAGACUGGUGCGCAAAAAGAACAGGUCGUCUUCGAUCUGUCUGGACGCGCUCGGAGAGGGCGACCUCGCCAAAUCCCUGACCAAAGACGAAGCCGCUUCGAAACUCCUGAAAGGGGGGAUCAAAGACCCCACCCUUCUCAAUAAACUCAAAAAGACUGACGGAGUUGACUGCAACAAUUGCAUCUCUCUGUCGUUGGACUCUUUUGUUUUCCGCAAGCACCUGGAUCCCAGGAAGGGAUUCGAUGCGGUUUCUGUGAAUGCGUUUCAGAAGUGUCGUAGGAUAUCUAUGGACAAUGAUACCUGUCUUCCUAACACGCAAGGGUCGAGCGAAGCUUUUUUAUGUUUGCCCGCCGAGGUGUCUUGGAAAAAGCAGACCAACGACAUUCACUUCUCCGAGAAUGACGACGUCUCCCUCUCGAUGUCUCACUCUAAAGACGACGAGGAAGUCUCGAGCAGCAAAAAAUCCCACCUCUCCAACUCGUCGUCCCAAUCGGACUCUAAGCCCUUUCUAUCUCUGAGGACAUUUUCAGAAGGAUCCUGUCAUGAAAUCAAAAGGGAGAGAGACAUAAGUCCCCUCUCUCUCCCUCUUCCUAAGUUUGCCGCCUCUCUGAGGUCCCCCAAAUCUUCUCCCAGUGUACAUACGUCUCCAAAGAGUACCUCAGCCCACAGCCCCCGAGCCGGUUUCUCGCCCUCCUACGCGUCCUCCAAGAACGUGCGGAUUCCGGACUUUCUCCACGAUAUCCCGAACGAGAAAAAGCUGAAAGAUCCUCUGCCCGAGGAAAAAGUCAAUGGUGCUAACGUUUCGCCCGUGGAUUCGGCGUCGCCCACCGAAUCUCGGCCGGCAGCAGAGAUCUCCGAUUCCGUGGCGAAUCUGGAGCCCAUCCAAUCUCCAAAAAUCAGUUUCGACAAACACAGAGAUUCCAUCAGUUCCUCCGAAUCAGACUUUUCACCGUCAUCAUCUCCGAGCCGUCCAUCUUUCGACGAUAGAAUCAAAGCGUUGGAUGAAAAGUUCAACGUGUGGUCCGGGUCGACGAGGACCCCGACCUCCGCGACUCUCCAAGAUUCGACGAAUCCUCCCGCUGCGGUGGAUGUCCCUAAAAGUCAAAUCAAGAGGUCGAGGUUCAAUUUCAUCUCCCCCGAAAUCCGGACCGAACCCUCGGACAUUGUCAAGUCUAUCCUCGCUAAAUCUACCAUAUUCGAUCAAGACUCGAAGCGUCUCCAGAAUAUAGACGAGAAGUAUGAACCUCUCAAUGUCAAAAUGGACUUGUCGCCGAAGGCGAAGCCGACUUUCAGAACGAAAGCGGCGGCGAAGGAAUUCUCCAUGCCCAUCGCACCCUCCCUUCAAACAUUCAGCCAACCGUUAUCUGUUAAAUCCAAUGCUGUGCUACUGUCUCAAGGGAUCAUCUCCCCUCCUACCACACCUCAGAGUGGUGCCGGCAGCCUUUUAUCCCCUAUAACACCGCCACUGCAACAGUUUGUUCAAACUCCUUCGACGGUUUUCACCCCAUGUUCACCCCUCGCAUCAUCAUUCAGCAUACCCUCGAGUAAUGUUAAAGUCGAAACCGUUAAAAUAGACACUAUUAAGGUAGAAAAAGAGUCCAGUGAACCAUCUCUGAAAUCUCCUAUUCUUUGCAAUUCCAUAAAACCUAAAGUGGAACCGACUGUACAGGUCAGCACUGCUUUAACGACCGGGAAAAGUUGUUCCUUGACGAGCCCCAUCACUAUCAGCGCCCCCAUAUUGCUUCCAAACAUCAAAAAAGAACCGUUAUCACCGACCAGCACGGUCGAUUCUGUUUGUACCUUGGACAUUGAUGCUAACGUUUCAAUAAAGAAAGAAAUUGAAACUGUGAACUCUGUAAAUAUUUCAACUCCAAAGGAUUGUUCCACAUCUGUCACCAAGGACUUUCCCCAGCUCGAUUCAGAAAUCGAAAAGAAAGAGUUUUGUGAUUCCAGGGAUCCGAGACUUUCGUUUCACGAGUCUAGAGUGCAAUGGACGGACAGUGACUGCAAAGAGGAUGGGAAAACACACACAGACGCCAGUGCCAAAUCAUUUAAUUCAAUGCCAUGUUCAGAUCCGUUGGAAACCUCUUUGCCUGCCCAGAAGAAACGCGUUUCGUCUGUCGACAGUAAUGAAUCCGAUUCCAGUAAAUCUUUAAAAUCUCUGGAUUCGAGCAGGGACAGCCACGAAACUACGUGGACUAGUAAGCAAGAUAAAACAAGUGAACCUGAAACAAAAAAGAUAAAGUUAAGUAAAAGUGUUAGAGAUAGGUCUUUAUCGCCUCCAUCUCAUCAAGGUUCAAAAAAGAGUGACAAAAAGGACAAAAUGCCUAAAAUUGAGAAAAAUAAAUCAUGUCUUUCAAAGUCAAACUCCUUAACAAACUCUGAAAAAUCAAAGACUGAUGCUAAGUGCAGUAGUAGUAGUAGUAGCAGUAAAACAGAGUGUAAAGACAAGCCUAAACUAGAACAUAAAAGUAAGGAAGAGAAGCGAUUUAAGUCUCGAGAGUCCAAAGAUUGCAGUUCCAAAAGUGAGCAGAAGAGUAAAUCUCGGGAACGAAGAAAUUCGGAUAAGGAAACUAAAAAUUCUCAUAGCAACCCCAACAAGCCCAAAAAAGAAAGUUCUUCUUCUUCUAAAAGUGAGAAGUCCUCUGAAAAGAAGCAAACAGAGAAAAAAUCUAGAUCAAAAAGUUCAAGUUCAAAUUUUGAUUUUGCAGCAUUUAUGGAUGAAGAGCCUGUGUAUUUUUCCAUGUAUGAUAAGGUGAAAGCAAGAUCUAAUAAAUCCCAGACUUUGAAACAGACUAAUGAUUUAGAAACGGUUAGGAAGAAAUUUAGCAAACUCAAACAAAGCAGAGCCAAACGAGAAGAGAAAUCAAAAUCUAUAGAUCAGGACAGUGAUAAAGAUUCCGACAGCUGCAGCCACCAUUCCAGUGAUUCAGACUCCCAAGCUAAAUCAGUUAAAGUCAAACAACAAAGGAAAAGAAAAUUGGUUAUCCAAAGCUCAUCUGAUGAUGAUACUAUUUCUCAAAAUAUGAGCAGUCACAUCAACAAAACAGAAAAAGACUUUAGUGAUUCUGCGACAGAUUCGGAAUUCGAAUACAAUGUGCCCCAAAGGCAGAUGAGUAGCGGUAAAUCGAGGAAGAAGAAAACUGAAAUACUUGAUAGCGACAGCUCUGACUCAGAUUUACAUUCGAGUCACAGCAAACUACAGUCGAGUAGCAGAAAGAAAAUGCACGGUCGUUCGAAACAAAGAUCAGAAAAAAGCAAGAAGAUUCUCAAGUCCGAUGAAGACAAUUCAGAAAUUGAUACCGGAACGAAAAAUAAGGAAAAGGAGUAUAAAACUAAAAAGAUGAAGAAGGAAAAGAAUUCCGAAAGAUCUGAGCAUGAAACAGCAGAAUGUGACAAGAAAAAUGGGGAGGAGCAGAAGAGUAUAAAAAAGAAACAUCUGAAGGAACUAAAAUUGGAAAGUGAUGUCUCAAUUAGUCAGAAAAAAGUGAAAACAGAGCAUACGUCUAAAGAAAGGAAUGUUUCUUCGAAAGAGAAAAAGCGUGAAAGCAGUGUAGAAAAAAUGCAAAUAGAUGAUUCUGAAAAACACAAGCCAUAUAGCAAGAAAAGAAAAAAGUCAAAGAAAAUGUCCAGAAAUAAAGAGAAGCGAAAUUCAGGUGAAAAAAUGUCGCACGACUCAUUGCGGAAGCAACAUGAUGAAAGCGACACGAAAUCUUCUCUACCUAUCCUUUUGUCACCUAAACCAUCUAGUCCUUUAGCAGAUAAGCCACUUUCGCCCCCUUGUUUGCAAGCUGGCAUUUUAUCGGACAAUGAUUUCAAGUCGGAUUUUUCAGACUUUGAUUUUGAACCACAGCCAGCUGAAGAAAUGGAUUUAAGUUCAGAUUUAUGGAAGCAGUUAGAGACGAAAUAUGAACCAAAUUCCGAAAAAUCCCCCAAAAAUAAAUGCAAGGAGUCCAACGUGUUGAAAGCACAUUCUGUUGUUUCACAGUCUCCCGAGCAAGAUUCGAGCUUACCUUCAUUUUUUGAUAAAUUGUCAGACAUCACUGAUUCCGAAACUGGCAAAGAACUUGCUGAUUGCCCUAGUGAUGUUCCUGGUGAUAGCCAGAAACAUCUUUCUUACUCUCCUAAAAAAGAAAAAGGAACAUAUCAAAGCACACCCUCUCAUAAAAGCAGGCAUGAGAAACAUGAUGAUCAAAGUUUGAGGCAGGAUUCAAACAAAUAUAGUGACGGGUACAGUUGUUCUUCAAAAGAAGAAAGGAGGAAAAAGAAAUCCAAGAAACAAAGUAAAGAUCGUAAAAAGAAAGUCAGAGAAGAAUUUAAUACUUCGAAAGAAGUUGCCGAUUCAGUUUCGGUGCCAUCUCCCAAGACAUCUCUGCUUGAAGCUUUACCUGGUGACGAGGACAGCAGAUUGUCUGACAUUCGAUUAGAUGAAGAAAUUGCUGAAGAAGCCAGGAGACUCGAAGAAGAACUUUUGGCAGCAUCUGAAGAAACAAGCACUUUUGGGGAUGACGGACCAGCUAAGAAGGAAGAAAAACUUCUGGAAAGGAGGUUUGAAGAAGAAGCUGCCAAAGAAACCAGGAGAUUAGAAGCUGAGCUGUUUUCAACUGGCAGAGAUUCUUGGCACAUGAAAGAGAAAGUUUAUGAUUCAGAAGUGAAUCCUGGUGAUUUGUGCGAGGAUAAGCACAUGAGCAGUACGGGGAAAGAAGACAACAUCUUUGCUGGUUUGGAUAUGCAUUCUUCUGUUAACGAAUCAUCUCAGAAUGACGGGGAUGUUUUUUUAUCAGGUCACUCUGAAACCGAUCCUUACAAAAUUGAUGAUAAAGAUGUUUCUAAUGAAAUUGAGGACCAGAGAAAAAUUGAAGAUGACCUUGCUGUAUCCGCUUUAUUACAAGAAAUGCAUUGUGGUGAAAUACCAGCUCCAGAAUUAACGAAGGAAACUGACUAUCUUGAUAUGGAAGGACACCCUGAAGACACAAUGAAUUACUUGCUGCCAGAUGAUGGAGAAAAUUCUUUGCACAUUGCCGAUAGUCCAUCAGAAGACCAAGGAAGCGAAGGACAUGAAGCAAAGCUUGAAUCUUCAGUCAUCAUGCUGUCUCCUUCGCCUAAUUCAGAACCACCUGCUUUAGAAAUCUCAAACCUAGAAGAUUCCGUAUUGAUGAAAAUCGAGAAUGUCAAUCAGCCAUGUUCUUCUGAAGCAUUGCAUUUGGAGUUGAUGUCUGAAAGUGCAAUAGUUAGGGACAAUAGAACAACUUGCUAUAAUUUUGAAGAACCUGCGCAUAGUGAAAGUAAACCACCUGUAAUAAACAUUCCAACUGCAUCAAAUACUUUAGAACAGACAGUGGAGCUGGUCUCUCCUAAAGUCGAUACAAAUAAAAUUCCUCAGAAGCGGCCGCUCAAUAAAUUUAGAAUGCCCUCAAAAGUUGACCUCAAUAAUCAAAGCAAUGAAGAAACGGACAAUGAAUCUAAUCCGGAUUUGGCCGAGAAUCAACUGACUCAUUUUGAGGAUAUAACGAUGGAUACAGCUGAUAGCAAAGAUGAUGAUAAUCCUCCUAUCCUUUUACCAGUUGAAUCUCCUCGAAAUCUUCUUUCAGUUACUGAGGCUAAAGAGAAAAUGGAACCUCUUUCCAAGGUUGAUGUCGAUAACAACCCAAGUCUUGAUAGCAUUAUUUGCAAAGCAAGUGCUUCUAGUGAAGGAGUUCUUGAACUGGAUAAACAGAUUGGCGAAAUUAUCAAUAGCAUUACAGAGUUCAAGAAACAGAAUUUAGAGAAUGGUGCAUACAGGAUUCAAGACUCUCAUGAAAGAACUGCCCUGUCUUUAAGUAUAUCAGAAUUGACUGAUACGGCUAGUAAUGACUCCCUUGGAAUGUCUGCUUCUGGAAUCUUCAAAACUUCUAAGCUUGAAGAGCAUGAAACUACUAGUUCAAUUUUUAAUGCCGCUACUGUCAUAAAACCUGUUGAGAAAUUGUUUCCACCAGUCGAGUAUAACGUUAACACCUUUUCUGACGAAAACAUCAGUGAUAAAUUUAAGUCAUGUAAAGAAAAGAGUAUUUCCGAAACGCCACUUCUAAAUUAUACAGAUGUUUUGAGUUCUUGUGAAACAAGCGUUAUUCAGUCACCUCGCAAAACAGAAGACUCAAAUCAAGUUGACCUCCCAGAUAAAAGGGAAGUACAUAACAAUGAACCUCAUACAGCUCAGACUGACACUACCAGUUUCCAAAAUCAAGAAUCAUCAGACAAUUUUCUACUGGAAUUGUUUGCUCCAAAAAGCGAUUCCAGUGAAAAAAUUCAGAAUGUUUCUGUAUCUGAUGCGCCCAAAAACAAUUCUAGUUUUGAAUGCAGUGUUGCAGAACUGAAAAAGAAAAUUGAAAGUGAAAUUACACCUCCAGAAAUUAAUCUACAUCCAGAAAUAACUCCAUUAUUCGAGAUCCCAGAGGUUAAUGAGCAAAAUGAAGCAACUGAAUUCAAUCAAGAACUGUUUGAGCCCACUUCAGAUACGUCUAAGGACUCUAAAAUUCCCCCUCUGUUGAACUUCAGCUCUCAGCAACUGUUUAAUGAUGACACGUCACAGAAAAAGGUCCCCAGUGAUAUGACUGUUUUCAGUCCCGAAAAGUUAUUCCCCACUGUUUCGGUAACUCCAGAUUACAAGCCGAGUGUGGCCGAAAACUCUCAAAACAACAAUCUAUCAUUUUGCUCUUCUUAUUUCAAUGAUUCUGAAAAAGUACCAGACGAAAAUCUGUCUAUUUUUAGAGAAAAGAAUUGUGAAGAUCUCAAGGAAAGUAGCUUAAAUAUAGAAGACAAUUUGUGCAAUAAAUCUCGACCAGGAGAUGCUGAAUCCGUCUGCAGUGACACGACUGAUAUUACAAUUCCAGAUACAAAAGUAGAAGUUGAAGUUAACCAAGCAGCGUCCAGUGAGGAACCUAACAUCGAGGACACAAGUACCGCAGAAGAACCACAGCUACCUGUAGAAAAUAAAGUAGAACGUCCCAAAAGAGGGCGACGACCCAACACCAGGAAAUUCUCUGAAUCGGCUGUUCAAAAACAAGAUGCACAUAAUGAGUCUACAGCUACUGCAACACCUCAUGGGAGGAAUGCCAGAAGCCAUGCUCGUGCUGCUGCGGAAAAAACAACAAGGCGUUCGCUGCGAAGCAAUGCUUCCGAGGCAGCUGUUGUGCGAGAUCCACUCGAAAACAAAAACGAAGAAGUCAGUCACUCCGAGAAUGAAGAUCACAAAAAAGAUCCAGCAAGUAGUAGUGACAUGGCAUUGGUAUCGGAAACGGAUUCCGGUCACGGGAUAGGAGAAAGUAAGGGUGCAGAGAAAUCUCUCUCUGGCAAAAACGAAGAACCAAAGAGAAGGAGAGGCAGGAGGAAGAAAGUCCCUAGUCCACAACCACCUUUGGACAAACUUGAACACAAGUCUGAAGAAGUAGUCAUUUCUAAGGAUUACCAUCGUCCCAAAGAAUCCCGUUUCUGGGCAUCGUCAGCUGUAGAAAAAGAGCAAAAAAAUAAAAAGGAUGAUGCGCUUGAUAUUUUUGAAUUUAGAGAAGAAGAUGAAGAAGAUCUGAAAUUCGAAAUCGUUAAAGAAAGGCUUCAUGAUAACACCAGAGGAAGCGUAUCGGCAAUCGAUCAAAAGCAUGAUAAACAUGAUUUGAAAGGCUAUCAUCAUGAAAAUAGUAGCAAAGUAGCCGCUUUGCCACUCGAUUUGAAGCAUGAGAAGCAUGAUAAGCGUGAGACAAAAGAGCGUACUCAUGAAACAGCUAAGAUUAGCUCGUUUUCAGUCGAUGUAAAACAUGAAAAACAUGAGAUGAAAGAACGUUUUAAUGAAAAUAUCAAGGUAAAUCCUUCUAUUGAUGCGAAACAUGAAAAAAGUGAUGCUAAAGAAUGGCUGCACGAAAGCAGUCGAAGCUCUAUGGAAGCACGGAGUUCGAAAGAAGCAGUUGCCGAACAAAAGCACGAGAAACAUAACAAACAUGAAUCCAAAAGUUCUAUUUUAUCUGAGAAAGAACGAAAAAUUGAUGAACCGAAAGCAAAAUCCCACGCAAAAGAUGAAGAUAAAGAUAACACACCUAAAGAAAGUCAUGCUGAAGCUAAUCCAAAAGGAAAGCUUUUGAUUACGCUGAGGUUGCAUCCAAAAAAUGGACACGAUGGCAAUUCUGAAUGUACAUUUGAAGUUGUCAAAAGAUCAGACCCUUAUAAUAUCGAUGAUGCCAAACCGGAAACCAAAGCCGAGAAAGCGACGUCUUCCAAGCAGGAAGUAUCUGCUCCAGAAGCUACUCACAGUGGACCUAGAAAGUCUCCCAGACUUGCAAAUCAAGCACUGCGGUCUACUCAUGCCGAAGAGUCAUCCAAAGGCAAUUCCAAAAACUCACGUAAUAAAACGGGUCCCAGAAGAGGGAUACAGAGACCCCGAUCCAGCCGACACAGUGAAGAAAUGAUAGCAACGACUUCUGAAAAUUCUGAAGAUAACUCUGAUUGUAAAAACAAAAAUGAGCCCAUGUUUGUAAUUUUGGAUAAUGAUGUCAAUGACAUCAAGGAUGUUGCUGAAAAUAAGAAGAAUAUAUCCUAUUCAUCACAAGAAACUACAGCAAAUGCUGAAGUUCCCACUCCUAAGUCAAGUAAAGUUCCGGACAGAGUCGCGUCUUUAAGAUCGUAUCGCAAGCCACAAUCUAACACCAACAAGCCUGAGACUUCCAAAGAUUCUCUUCUUGCUACACCUUCAGAUCACGAGCAAGCCGAGAAAGAGAGCAGUCAUGAUGAAAAAUCAGAUCCCAUCCCACCCAAAGAAUGUAGACAACUGAAAAAUGAGCAGAAAGUGUCCCAGGAUACUUCCUUCCCCAAAGUUGAACUUUCCCGAUUGCCCAAAGCUGAACUGCAAAAAGUGGUUUUUCCCAUCGGACGAACUCCUUCGAAUGAAGAAGAUAAUGAAUCGGGAUCUAGCCCCAUUGCUCGUAUUGAGAGUUAUAAAGACUUACCCUCUGCUGUCCCCAAAAAUGAUCCCUUUGCAGAAACUUCUAGUGUUAGCCUUAAAAUAGAUGAUGCAGUUAUUAAUAAUCCUGAAUCCAGUUCAACAGAAGUUGCGACACCAAUCAGCCUGAUUCCUAAAACUACCAUCGAACCUGUAGCUGUGUCGUCCGUCAUUCAGGAGAGUUCCAAAAUCCAAAGCUCUUUUGCAAAAGAAAAUCCUGUUGUAGAAGGAUCCAAUCCUGUUCAAAAAUUACAGUCGAAGUUAUUACCUACCCCCACGAGAGAGAACACAUGCAUAACUAAAGAAAACCGCAAGCUCGUUGAACCCGUGAAGCCUCAAGUGAAAAAGGAUGCUAGUGCGGCAGUUGGGGUAGUGACUAUGGCGAGUUCUGUUACUGUGCCACCAGCACUUCCUAUUUGCAGUGAACCUUCCAUGAUUAUCAACCCACAUGGGCAUGCUCCUGCCCUUGCUGUUCAUACUACGAGCGCUGAUAGCAUGCCACAGAAGAUAGUGACUUGUCAAAGCUCUCAUGUCCCCAGUCUUGUUCACAGUUACCAGGCUCCAGCCAAGGUCAUUGGAAGUGUCGUGACUCCCUCAUCUUCUGUGCAGGUUGCAUCUUUGCCUUCAAAUGCACAAACCAAAUGCUCAAAUCCAUCUAAUGCUACUCCACCAACUAUAUCAGAGCUUCCUAUCGAGUGUAGUGCUUCAUCCAUAUUACCUCAUGCGUCUACUAACAUCAGCUGCAAACCCGUUUCAUUGAUCACUCCCGCAACUUCCGAACAUUCCAUCAUCUCUGCCACCAAGCAAGAUGUGCGCGUGAGAUCAUCGCCCAACCCCCCUGUCGCUUGGCCGGGUUCUAAAGUUCCUUCUAGCAGAGUGGCAGAUGCACAUGUCCACGUGAGCACCAUUCAGAACAACGCCAUCAGCAAUCCCACUCCCACCGCCAAAUCGGAAACGAGGUCCUCGAAAGUGAACCAUUCUCUGGUGAAGCCGAUCAAUGCCUCCCAGCCAGCCUUUCCCACUUCCAAAUAUGAAGCAUCUGUGUUAUCCAAUGCCCAUGGCAUCGCACUCGCCUCUAACAGCGGAGGUGGUGUCAUCGCAGAGCUGCUUCAAAAUCCUCAACUACUGCAGCAACAGCACAAGGAAUACUGUGCUUCUUCUUCUGGUGUGCAAUUACAGGACAGAAUUCAAUCUCAGAUGGUGCGAGCAACCACCCCUUCUUCCAUUCCAUCCGACCUGGCGAUCCGAUUCGCGAACCCCACUCCUCCGGACACGCCCACUCCUCCCAUCGCAUCUUCGAACCUCACUCUGCCGCCUGUGGACAUUCAUUCGCCUCAUGUCGGCUCUGCUCUACAUCUACAACAUUCUCCGCAGUCAUCUCUGAUCGUUCCGCAGCAUCAUAAUCUCGGACUUCAUCCCAAUGUAAAUGCAUACGUUCAUCAACAGCUCAUGUUCGCUAAUUUCGCGGCCAUUCAUCCGGACUUCAGAGCGCAGGAGACGCAGGCGAGGGCGGCGAUGAUCGGCAUGAAUCCCCGCGUCGGCUAUUCUGCAAUACAUCCCACCGCCGUCCCUCCCAACAGUUUCAGGCCCCCAUCGGACCACCGGUUGCAACAACCCUUGAUCGAUGCGAAAUCGGAUCCAAAACUGAAUGAUUUGUCUAAGAUCCACGAAAACAGGAUCAUCGAGGAAAAGCCUUAUUCCAUGAAAUCGAGUAAAAAAGACGAUGCGAGCAUCAAGAUCAUCGAUCCGGAAAGCAGGGAGGAGGACGUGCGUCGCAUCUCUACACGUGAGAAGAACACAUCUUCUGCGAUCACCCCUCGCAGCUUGCGUCAGCAAGCGCACUACUCGUCGAGUCCCAGGCCGACCAUCUCUCCUCAUGACAGGACUACAGAGUCCCCCGGCAUCACGAACCUCUACGCUGCCGGCAGGGACCACAAACAAGAUAAUCUCGGUAGUCUAUCGCUACAUCACUUCAAGGGCAAUCCUCAACCGGCUCACCAGGCGCCGCCCUCGACCAUUCCGUUUCACACCCUGGACUCUGCAGUGCUCCCGGGAUCCAGGCUCGGGGUCUUGCCUCCGACCGCCGGCCACCUGGACGGUCGAUCCUCGAACCCGGCCCCCUCCCCGAGCUCCCUGGCUUUCAAGAAGGACUUGUCCCACUCCCAGCAAAUGUCAUCUCUGCAUAAUCCUGCCAGCGACAAGAGGGCGUACUCCGAGCACUCGAAAAACGUCCUCGCGAGGACGAUACCCCACCAGGGCUCGUCCAUCUCUCCGGAUCCGAGGAUGGGGCCGGCCCAGUCUCCGGUCUCCUGGUCGGCGGUGAUCCAGUCUCACAACUCUCAUCCCUCUCUCACCCAGUCACCGCACGUCCUGAUGUCGGCGAACGAACCGUCGAGUCGGCGGUCCAACCCCCAUCUGCCUUCCCAGAUGGGCUCGGAUGUCCCGAUCAACGUUCCUCCUCCCGCCCAUGCCAUGUCUCAACCGACUAGCGUCCCUCGUCUGCCCCAGACGCCGCCCCAGGCGAGCCAAGUGGAUGCUUACCUCUAUCAGCGAUAUCCAGUCAUGUGGCAAGGAAUUCUGGCCUUGAAGAAUGAUCAGGCUGCAGUUCAGAUGCACUUUGUCUCAGGAAAUCCUAACGUUGCGAAAGCAUCCUUGCCACCUCCUGACGGAGAAUCUUCGGUACGAAUAGCACAGAGAAUGAGGCUGGAACCUCAGCAACUGGAUGGUGUCUACAGGAAAAUACAGAUUUCAGAAGAGCAUUGUAUUCUAAUGGCAUUACCAUGUGGAAAAGACCAAAAUGAAGUUCCAUUGCAAUCCAACAACUUAAAAACGGGCUUCAUCAACUACUUACAGAGUAAACAAGCAGCUGGGAUUGUGAAUGCUCCUGCUCCUGGCUUUCAAAAUCCUGCUUAUGUGAUCCAUAUAUUCCCGCCCUGCGAGUUCAUCGACUCGAACAUGGCCAGGAUAGCUCCGGACCUGCUGCAAAUCGCGUGUGAGAUUGCGCACCUCGUGAUUAUCAUAGCUACCGUGUGAAAUGUUUCUAUAUCGAGAUAGUUAUUUCGCUGUUGAAUUCCGUCGCCCGCUCGGCGGCAAUCUCGCUUCGAGCGACGCCGGCUCGAAAAAAAUUGUGAUCUCUUCGAAGGGCCGAUCCAUGAGGAUCGCCCUCGAAUACCCGGCACACACAUUGUGUCUGAAAUAGUGAGCGAGUUCUCUUGUUAGUUGACUGAGGUACUGGAAAUUCUACCUGUGUGCAUGGGAGUGUGUGUGUGUGCAUGCGUGCGUAUGAGUGUUCCUUUUCUAACUAUGUUGAUAUGUAAAAAAAAUAUAAAAAUGAUAGCUCAUGACAGCAAGAAAAAAAGAUUAAAAAAAUUAAAAAAGAAGAAAAAAAAAUCUCCAACAAAGUCAUCUUUUUUGAGAUUUCUUUUACAAGAUACUUAAUGUUUUAAGGGGCGUGGAGAUACAUUAAAAAAUGUUGUAUUUUGUGGUUUUAAAAGCUGUUAUAUCUGUUCCACUAAAAGCUCUUAUCAGUUAUGACUCAAUGCCGAGGUUGUACAUAGCAAUAUUGGUCUAGGAAGGAUGUUUUACUCACUCGAAAAAGUCUAACUGGGGCAUCGGCCGUUCUAAGAACGCGAAGGAACGGCGAAUUGUUACACUGUACAAAGAUCCUGCAUCCGUGUCAUUGAAACUCGAUGCAGGUCAUGUUUUUGUUUUCUCCCAUCUGUGUUAAAAUUAGUCCACUCUCUGUACAGAACCAUCUGUUCAUCUGUGUUUUCUCAUCGCCGUGGUCCCGAAACCAUAUUGUAAAAAGUAUUCAUUGUGUUAUACAUUUUUUUUCCUCUUCAUCCUCCGAUAUAUGAGUGAUCGUCAUCUGUUCUCGGGGCCACGAGGCUGUACAUUAUGUAAAUAUGUAAAUGUUUUAGUGACUUGUACAUUCAAAAAACAUAGCUAUUAACCCCAUAGGACUAUUAGUGAUAUGGACUCUACAACUGCCCAGAUGAUUGCUUUCAAAGUAAAAAAAAAAAUGUUUAAAAAAUCAUAUACAACUGUACAUGAAUUAGCUUUGCCCAACUGUAAUUAAUAUCCCUCAUCAUUGUAAAAUACUUAUACAUAAACAUAUAAAUACAUAUAAAUAUAUCUAAAUGCAUAGAUAUAUAUAUUAAAAAGUGUGAGGUGUGUUGCUCUUGACCUGCUUCAACUAAAAAUAUGAAUAAAUUGAGCUUAAUGAAUACUUGGUUUAUAUGGAUGUCUUAGAGUCCAUGUAAUAAGCAGGAGCAGGCAAGCGCAGCACACUGUGGCUGUAAAUUUCUGUUUUUGUUCUGUUUUCCAUUUUGUACAGGCACAGGUUAACGGAUGCUGCAGUGGGCGGCAUCUCUUCAUGGCAUCUGUUUCCCAUAUUUGCUCAAAGGCCAUCACUGCAAAGAGUACCAGCAGAUAUUUUCACUUCUUUCAUUGUGAUUUCCACCAAGUUCAGCUGCUCUAUUUUUGAUGUGAAAAAAGAAAAAAUAAAUAAAAAUUCUCAAGUGUCUAUAUUUUGUGUCCGGGCAGUCCAAUUAUUGUAAAUAUUCCAAAGGGGCUGCCCUGAUUAAAAAUUGUUUUUUUCUGCUGAAGCACUCGAAACAGUGAGUUAAGUUAUUCGUAAAGUCAGUAAACAACUAUCACUACAA
Uloborus diversus is the source of this 15517-nucleotide messenger RNA. Its product is annotated as protein split ends-like. Gene Ontology annotation, molecular function: RNA binding. The record is from RefSeq and is a predicted model, not a curated record. Lineage: Eukaryota; Metazoa; Arthropoda; Arachnida; Araneae; Uloboridae.